AUGCAGCGUGCCGCCGAAACUCUACUGCGGCGCUCGCUCGCCGAAGGAGCUGUAACGAUGGCCGAGUUGCAAGGUUUUAGCCAGAUGGACUAUGCGGGAGUGGCCCGCAUACUUAAGCUGGACGCAGCUCUAAGUGAGGCGGUUGUAGCUGUGAAGCUUCAAGAAAUUAACGGAGCCACCCUCUUGGCGAUCCAGCCCACAAAUUUUGCAUCUGCUCUUUCCCUUAGCCAGUCUCAGCAAGGCGAUCAUUUGGAAGCGUUUUUGUCCGCUCUAAAGGAGGUGGCGAAAAACCCGAAUGCAGGCGCGCAGCAGCAGGGGAUUGCCGCAGCCGAUGCUGCGGGCACAGCUGCUGUUAUUGCAACCAAACGUAAUCAGCGAAGCCACCCAGGAACGGGUGCGGCAGCAGCUUCUGUCCAGAGAAAGGUGCCAGCUCUCACCAAGGGUCUCCAUGCACCUCGUGUCUCGGGUCUCAAACGCCCAGCGCCUGUUGCCCCUGUUUUGGAAAAUGUUGUAGUUCCCCCAGCUCCCGUUCCUCUCUCAGUGACAUCACCAGUCACACGGGAGGGUGAAGCGCAGUUGAUACAGCAGUUAACAGACCCACCUGUCCCACUUGAGGGAAAGGGCAGCUUUGCAACAGAAUCAAGGGAACAGUGCCAGAAAAGGGAGAAGCGGCGGAACAAAUCAACCAGAGGGAAGUCUGGAGGUGAGGAUGAGGUGAAGAACCUACAGCGAAUGGAGCAGAAGAAGCUGCAGCAGCAACAGCAGGAGAUAGCAAACCUAGCGAACGGCAAAACGCGCCUGCGGGCGAAACUGAUAUCGUGGGCAGCUUCGAUAUUGGCUCUCAAAAACAGGUUUGAUGUGGAACUGAGGCGGCAGGUGGUGUAUAGGAGCAAACGGGCCCUUCUCUCUACGACCGGUUUUCCGGAAGGGGCGGGUGUGCAAAACGAACUACCCUCACUUGUACGGCGACUGGGGAGCUUGGAUGGACUCUCUGUAGCCUUUGAGUGGAAACCCCAAAACCCUGAACAAAUUUCUUACCUUAUUUGCAGCAAUAAGCUGACGCGACCCACAGUGAAGCUUUACUUUGCCUUGGUAAACGGAGCGUUUAUAUUGACGGAAGAGUUCCUCCAGGAAGCUAAGAAACAGAAGGUGUGGCCAGAUCCCCGUCACUUCCAGCGGCCAGACUUCCCCUCAGUUGAACAGCGAGAGAAAACUCGUUGGCUUUUGAGGAGCCUGCGUAUCUGUAUCGACGGGCCGUACCGCCCCUCUGGCCUGUCCAAACAUCAGUUACAGGCAUUGGCUAUCGCUGCUGGAGGAGUCAUAGGGGACGAUGCAUCUGCGGCUGUCCGGCUGCUGGAAGACGCAGAGGCGCUGCGCCGUCGGCAGGCCAGAGGCUUAUGGGACUUUCAGGGAGAAAAAAGAGCUAAGCCUAUUGCUAUUUCAACUAAGUGGCUACUUGAUUGCAUCCGGUUAUGGCAGCUGCUGCCAAGGGACCAGCAUGUGCUCAGCCUAUCGUGCUCUCCUCCAAACAACUCUGGGAAACGCCUGAAAGGAGGGAAGCGAGAGAUCUCGAUAGAGAAGAAGGAGAAAACGGAGGGCGAGCCGAAAAUACCGCCAGAAUGCAUGCAAGAGGGCGGCAACCGUUCGACCCUUAGCGACGGCUUGAAAGUGCAGCAACCGCGGGUUGCAGGGUUCGAACAAAUAGUAGAAAAUCAAACAAUGCGUGGACGGAAGCCAGGUACUGGAAUAGUGUCGAAAAAAGAUGCUCCGCAGCAAGAACAGGUAGAAAAGUCGGAGCCAAGUCUUGUGCAGUCACAUGUGCAGCCGCGGGGUUCACCAAUAGCAAAGGAUGCGGGCCAGCAAGCUAUCAAGAAGCCCCCCUCCGGAAAACGCCUUCGAAAUGAAGAAAUGAAACUUGGUGGGAAUGCUUCGCGCAAGAAGAAAACACACACUUCUCUAGAAAAAGAGAAGCACGGCACAAAUGUGCCGCCACACGCCACAGACGUAUGCCCAGAGAGUGUUUGCGAAGUCCCGGCCACUUCAGAUGAGGCAGUGGCUGUCUCAUUAGACACAGCCACUACACCAGGAGAACAGAGCCACCAUGCUAGCAAGCUCACAGUGGGAAUACCUGAACUUGAAGCGGGCUGCCGUGACAUUGAUGACCGUUUGGGGACCCUGCCUGCUGUGGGUGACUGGGAACCGAGAGAGGAUGCCUCGUCCGUUGGAGUGAUGGCUGCUAGGGAAGCAUCCUCGGCUUCUGCCGCUCCGGACCAAGCAGCCGAAAAUUCCCCUCAACGAGACUGCCCAGCUAUCAUAUCGCACACUACAGCUGGCGGGAAAUCUGCAAAUCUUGCUGGAGUACAUCUCGAUGUGGCGGGGCUGUUCGAGCCGGACGAAGCUGGCAGUGCCGUAUACAACUUCGAUCUACAGGACCAGUGCAGCCUAGGACAAAAGUUCGAGGAUAUUCACAGGGACGGCAUCGCAAACACUCAACGAGAUGCUGUAUGCCACCUGGACGAGAACAUUCCGAGCAAUAACUGUCAAGACCGCAUGGGGGACCUAUGA
Eimeria maxima is the source of this 2565-nucleotide messenger RNA. RefSeq lists its product as hypothetical. The record is from RefSeq and is a predicted model, not a curated record. The coding region runs from base 1 to 2565 and encodes 854 amino acids. NCBI's taxonomy places the organism in Eukaryota, Apicomplexa, Conoidasida, Eucoccidiorida, Eimeriidae. The transcript is spliced from 7 exons.